This is a messenger RNA of Coregonus sp. 'balchen', 41276 nucleotides long. NCBI's taxonomy places the organism in Eukaryota, Metazoa, Chordata, Actinopteri, Salmoniformes, Salmonidae. The record is from the annotation of a GenBank genome assembly.
AAGGAUGAAGCUGAAGAAGCAGGUGACUGUGUGUGGAGGAGCCAUAUUCUGUGUGGCCGUGUUCUCCUUAUACCUGAUGUUGGACAGGGUCCAACACGACCCUGCAAGGCGACAGAACGGCGGCGGUAACUUCCCAAGGGUAAGACAUCUAUAGACAUAGCACCACUAGUUAGCUUGUUAGUCUCAAUCCUUGGCUGCAAUCAAACACCAUGUUGUUGUGAUACAUCUGUGUGCUGUUACAAGCCAGAGGCAGUACCUUUUUUCAAGUUUUAUGGACAUUUUUCCUUUGAUAUUGAGUUACAUCAAAGCUGUAAUUAACAAAUGUAGAAUACUCUAGGUCCUAAUUGGUGAGAUGCACACGUGUUUAAAUAAUUAAUAUAGCUCUAAUUUAUCCAUCAUUUAUUUUGUAAUGUAUCCUGAGAGGCAUUGAGCUAUUUUCAUAAACACACCUUGUGUAAAGAGGCCUAUCCACCACAGCUGAACUGCUUGGCAGCAGCGAAGAUUUGUGAAUGAUUAUGUUUACAGACCUGCUCCAGCAACAGUGUGAAUAAUGAAGCCUGGAUUUGAUUGUUUCUGACAGGAUUUGAGUCAUGUUGGCCUAAACUUGUUUUGUGGCAGUUGGCUCGAAUAGGACCCAUAAAUUGUUUGCUUUUGUUUGCUUUUAGUCAUUCAUUUACCUACAGUUGAAGUCGGAAUUUUACAUACACUUAGGUUGGAGUCAUUAAAACUCGUUUUUCAACCACUCCACAAAUUUCUUGUUAACAAACUAUCGUUUUGGCAAGUCGGUUAGGACAUCUACUUUGUGCAUGACACAAGUAAUUUUUCCAACAAUUGUUUACAGAUAGAUUAUUUCACUUAUAAUUCACUGCAUCACAAUUCCAGUGGGUCAGAAGUUGACUGUGCCUUUAAACAGCUUGGAAAAUUCCAGAAAAUGAAGUCAUGGCUUUAGAAACUUCUGAUAGGCUAAUUGACAUCAUUUGAGUCAAUUGGAGGUGUACCUGCAGAUGUAUUUCAAGGCCUACCUUCAAACUCAGUGCCUCUUUGCUUGACAUCAUGGGAAAAUCAAAGAAAUCAUCCAAGACCUCAGAAAAGAAUUGUAGCCCUCCACAAGUCUGGUUCAUCCUUGGGAGCAAUUUCCAAAUGCCUGAAGGUACUACGUUCAUCUGUACAAACAAUAGUACGCAAGUAUAAACACCAUGGGACCACGCAGCCGUCAUCCCGCUCAGGAAGGAGACGCGUUCAGUCUCCUAGAGAUGAAUGUACUUUGGUGCGAAAAGUGCAAAUCAAUCCCAGAACAACAGCAAAGGACCUUGUGAAGAUGCUGGAGGAAACGGGUACAAAAGUAUCUAUAUCCACAGUAAAACGAGUCCUAUAUCGACAUAACCUGAAAGGCCGCUCAGCAAGGAAGAAGCCACUGCUCCAAAACCGCCAUAAAAAAGCAAGACUACGGUUUGCAACUGCACAUGGGGACAAAGAUCGUACUUUUUGGAGAAAUGUCCUCUGGUCUGAUGAAACAAAAAUAGAACUGUUUGACUAUAAUGACCAUCGUUAUGUUUGGAGGAAAAAGGGGGUUGCUUGCAUGCCGAAGAACACCAUCCCAACCGUGAAGCACGGGGGUGGCAGCAUCAUGCUGUGGGGGUGCUUUGCUGCAGGAGGGACUGGUGCACUUCACAAAACAGAUGGCAUCAUGAGGAAGGACAUUUAUGUGGAUAUAUUGAAGCAACAUCUCAAGACAUCAGCCAGGAAGUUAAAGCUUGGUCGCAAAUGGGUCUUCCAAAUGGACAAUGACCCCAAGCAUACUUCCAAAGUUGUGGCAAAAUGGCUUAAGGACAACAAAGUCAAGGUACUGGAGUGGCCAUCACAAAGCCCUGACCUCAAUCCUAUAGAACAUUUGUGGAUAGAACUGAAAAAGCGUGUGUGAGCAAGGAAACCUACAAACCUGACUCAGUUACACCAGCUCUGUCAGGAAGAAUGGGCCAAAAUUCACCCAAUUUAUUGUGGGAAAGCUUGGAGGCUACCCUGAAACGUUUGACCCAAGUUAAACAAUUUAAAGGCAAUGCUACCAAAUACUAAUUGAGUGUAUGUAAACUUCUGACCCACUGGGAAUGUGAUGAAAGAAAUAAAAGCUGAAAUAAAUCAUUCUCUCUACUAUUAUUCUGACAUUUCACAUUCUUAAAAUAAAGUGGUGCUCCUAACUGACCUAAGACAGGGAAUUUUUACUAGGAUUAAAUGUCAGGAAUUCUGAAAAACGGAGUUUAGCUAAGUUUUUGGCUAAGGUGUAUGUAAACUUCUGACUUCAACUGUAUUUGCUACAGCAGCUUGAGUGAACAAGGACCUGGAUUUUCACAACAGUGUCUCCUUUGGGGAGGGGACAGUGAAGUAGUGUAUCCAUCCAUAUAAACUAGCUAGCCCUAUUUAGCACCUCCUGUGACGUUCAUCCCCAUUUCCCCUCGGGGCCUUUUCCUCCUGCGUUCUAGAGCCAGAUCUCUGUUCUGCAGAACCGCAUAGAACAGCUGGAGCAACUGCUGGAGGAGAACCACCAGAUCAUCAGCCACAUCAAGGACUCUGUUCUGGAGCUGACCGACACUGGCGCUGUGUCCCCCAGCGGACAGCUGCCCUUCCGCAGUGCCAACGGCUCCUGGGUCCUGCCCUUCGACGGACGCCCCACUUUCCUCUCUGUCAAGCCCCAGGACUGCCAGUUUGCCCAGGGCCCCCGCGGACAGACCGACCUGCAGGUGAGCUGCUCUCCAGGGACUUUCUGGGAAUGGGAGGAACUCUGUUGUUCUGUUGGCCAUCAGUAGGCCAUAUGUGUGUGAUUGUUAACACACUGUCUCUUGUCUACGUGGCACAUUUAAUUACAGAUAUCAUGUGAUUUGCCUCUUCUCUCCACCCCCACCUCCCAAAUAAGAGUAAAAAAAUAAUAAAUUGGCAUAUAUUCUAAACCCAAAGCAGAGAUAAGUUUGCCAACUUUGGUCUGUUGUCUUCCAGAUGCUGGACGUAUACUCUCUGCUGAAGUUUGACAAUGUGGACGGGGGUGUGUGGAAGCAGGGCUUUGAGAUCACCUAUGAGCCUGGAGAGUGGGACAGUGAGCCUCUGCAGGUGUUUGUGGUCCCUCACUCCCACAACGACCCAGGUGAGAGAUGCCUCUAAAGCAAGUUUCUUCAGAGCACACCGUAGCAAAACACUAUGAGACGGAUAAUGAAAAUGAUGGUUUCUUAUUGGACGAGGUCAGGUAGUAGGUCUACCUUGCUCUUUCAAAACUGCAAAGUGUGACGAAGUGAGGCCUAGUGACAGGAAAGCAAAAAAGAUAAUGAGAAGUUCCUUUUUUGUACUUAACACAAUUCAAUCAAGGUUCCAUAUUUUGCUAUUACCUGCAGAUGACAGGAUUGACAAAUGGAGUGACACAAUGACAUUAGAAUGCAAACGUCUAGGCUAUUUUUAGAUUAGAAUGGCUGUGUCUUGGCACGAGAUUUGAUUUUAGCCAGAGACUGACAGUUCCAUUUAGAUUUAUUUACAGCCAGUGUGAGGCCAGCUACCUAACUUGACAGUUAUUGACUUGUUGACGUGGCAGAUCCUGCAGAUUGUCACUCAAGAACAGGAAUAGGCAUUCAUUAUGCUUCCAUUUUAAUUAGUAUAAACUUUACUCAUUACUAAGGUGUCACUGAGUAAAUGUUCACAGCUAGUCUUGGGUCUGCGGAGAGCUAUGAGGGACCACUGGGACUGUUGUCAGUGAAUCCAUGCUAAAGCAGUUUUCUUUGUUCUGGGAUGUCCUCUCUAAAAGCAAGGCCAGAGCUUUUAAGGGUUUAACAAGACUGCAGGUAAAGUGAAGUAGGUCAAACGGCAGGACUGGCACAGAGUCAUAAUAAGACCUGCAGACAAUGCAACGGUAAAAGGCCCCUUUCACUAUCCUCUACUCGAGUUGGUUGGUCUACCUUCUACCAGUCUGUUCAUCCCCUCCACACUAUUCCAGUGGCAUGGACUACUAUGGUUUAGUCUACUGUUAGCAUCGUGCUCUAUUAUGGAACGCUGUUUGGGUCUUUGCGUGUCAAAAAAGAUACACGUCAAAUAACACUUUGAUGUGUACUUCACCAGCAUCAUUGCAUACGUAUCAAUGAGUCGUUGUGACCGAUAUGAGAUACGAGUGAUAGUGUAAUCAAUGUGUAUUAACUAUGUAAAAAAUGUAUGAACGUGUUAAAUUGUUAUGUGACGUGCAGUCAUAUUCAGGUCCUGAUUGGUCAACAUGCUUAUUGGUACUGAGUAGACUGACACCCCAUUUAAUUGAUCCCCAAUCCUUAGGUAAGGCUGUACAGUGCAAUAUGAAUGUCAGUAUGCACAAUAGGCUGACUGGGGAGGUGAUUUUCACAGUCACAGUCCCGCGAAAAGAGCUACAACGCUAAUAUUUGCGUAAACUCUUCAGUUGUGUUCUGUGGGUGUCACCGAGUAGACUGAUGCUCCACAUUCCAACCUUGUUUAACAUUAUCUAGUCUAAAAAUUGAAUGAUUUCAUCAAUUGUAACCUUCUGCGUCACUUACAAGGAGGUACUUUUAUUUUGAAGGCAAACCGCAAAUUCCACUAUUGUGGCUAUUUUCACAACACAUAACCCGGUCCGGUCAAGCCUCACCAGCCGGAUGAAGUUUACUGGCUGCUUAUAACGUUAGCUUUGGGCAACAGGGUUAAGUAGCUGGCUAGCUAGUUAUUUUCAUGAAACUGAAGUUCAAUUUCAAGUUCAAGUGGCUAACUUACCUAGCUAAUACUUACUCACAUGGAUUGCUAAAUCAUUGCUAAGAAUAUUGAAAAUGACUGCAGUUAUUGUUUUCAAGCUAACGUCAGUUGCAUUGGUGCUAGCUAGGGAACGUUACCAAGCUAAAGCUAGCUAGCUACCCCAGAAGUUGCUAAUAACAUCUGUAUCAAAGAUAUUUGCAAACAUUUUUGAUCCUGCUCGUUUGAUCCUGAUCUUAUUUCAAAUGCUCACACAGACGUUUUCUCAUUCGGUCGAACAAAUAAUGCAUUAUUACCAACGCGCUAUUGUAAACACAUGGUUGGUGGCCGGUGUGCUUGUUUGCAGACCUUUUUUUUGUACAGUUUUGACAGUGCUACUGAUCGUAGUGGUGGCGCUUGGCUUGCACAUGCAAAUUCAGCACACACAUUCUAUGAUAUAAUUGUAUUAUUUGACGCGUCAAAUGAUGUGUAUCUUUUUUGACACGCAAAGACCCAAACGGCGUUCAAUACUCUAUAGAUGAGUUAGUACUAGACUAAUCUGUUGUAUGUUACUAGAGUAAACAACUUCUUCCUUUCUGAGAGAUGCAUGGUCUGUUGGCCUGCGUCUUUAGCAACUGAUAAUGUAAUAACUGGCAAUAAUGUAAUAGCUGCUAAUAAUGUAAUAACUUUUUCAUUUAUAAUGUAAUAAAUGCUGAUACUGUAAUUUGCUAAUAACUAAUUAUUACAUUAUGCAUUGAUUAUUACAUUAUGAAAUGGUUAGCAUAUUUUUCAUAAAUAGUGUAAGAACUUUAACCAAUAAUGUAAUAACAACCCCCCUGUAAAACCACAUUCCUGCAUCGUUAUUUGAUAUUACUAAGGGAAUGUAACUGGACAGUUCAUUAAACCAGUGGACUAAUGUUGGAGGGCCCAUACUCUUGUUUCUCAGCAGACAUAAACAGGGACAUUGUGGCAUUUUAUUUCCAACACACUUAGAUAUUACAGAUGAUACAGUCCCAAAAUGUUGUCAUAUCUACACAAUUUUAUUUAUGUAUUUUUUAUUUCACCUUUAUUUAACCAGGUAAGCCAGUUGAGAACAAGUUCUCAUUUACAACUGCGACCUGGCCAAGAUAAAGCAAAGCAGUGCGAUUAAAAACAACAACAACACAGUUACAUAUGGAAUAAACAAAAACGUACAGUCAAUAACACAAUAGAAAAUAGAAAAUCUAUAUAAAGUGUGUGCAAAUGUAGUAAGUUAUGGAGGUAAGGCAAUAAAUAGGCCAUAGUGCAAAAUAAUUAGAAUUUAGUAUUAACACUGGAGUGAUAAUGUGCAGAAGAUGAUGUGCAAAUAGAGCUACUGGGGUGCAAAUGAGCAAAAUAAAUAACAAAUGUAAAUAACAAUAUGGGGAUGAGGUAGUUGGGUGGGGUAAUUACAGAUGGGCUGUGUACAGGUACAAUGAUCGGUAAGCUGCUCUGACAACUGAUGCUUAAAGUUAAUGAGGGAGAUAAGUGUCUCCGGCUUCAGAGAUUUUUGUAGUUCGUAUCAGUCAUUUGCAGCAGAGAACUGGAAGAAAUGGCGGCCAAAGGAGGUGUUGGCUUUGGGGAUGACCAGUGAGAUAUACCUGCUGGAGCGCAUACUACGGGUGGGUGUUGCUAUGGUGACCAAUGAGCUAAGAUAAGGCGGGGAUUUGCCUAGAAGUGAUUCAUAGAUGACCUGGAGCCAGUGGGUUUGGCAACGAAUAUGUAGUGAGGGCCAGCCAACGAGAGCGUACAGGUCACAAUGGUGGGUAGUAUAUGGGGCUUUGGUGACAAAACGGAUGGCACUGUGAUAGACUACAUCCAAUUUGCUGAGUUGAGUGUUGGAAGCUAUUUUGUAAAUGUCAAGGAUCGGUAGGAUAGUCAGUUUUACGAGGGCAUGUUUAGCAGCAUGAGUGAAGGAGACUUUGUUGCGAAACAGGAAGCCGAUUCUAGAUUUAACUUUGGAUUGGAGAUGCUUAAUGUGAGUCUGGAAGGAGAGUUUACGGUCUAAUCAGACACCUAGGUAUUUGUAGUUGUCCACAUAUUCUAAGACAGACCCGCCGAGAGUAGUGAUUCUAGUCGGGCGGGGGUGCAAGCAGCGUUCGAUUGAAGAGCAUGCAUUUAGUUUUACUAGCGUUUAAGAGCAGUUGGAGGCCACAGAAGGAGUGUUGUAUGGCAUUGAAGCUCGUUUGGAUGUUUGUUAACACAGUGUCCAAUGAAGGGCCGUCUGCGUCGAGGUGGAUCUGAGAGUCACCAGCAGCAAGAGCGACAUCAUUGAUAUACACAGAGAAUAGAGUCAGCCUGAGAAUUGAACCCUGUGGUACCCCCAUAGAGACUGCCAGAGGUCCAGACAACAGGCCCUCCGAUUUGAUACAUUGAACUCUAUCAGAAAAGUAGUUGGUGAAUCAGGCGAGGCAGUCAGUUGAGAAACCAAGGCUAUUUAGUCUGCCAAUAAGAAUGCAGUGAUUGACAGAGUCAAAAGCCUUGGCCAGGUCGAUGAAGACGGCUGCACAGUACUGUCUUUUAUCAAUCGCGGUUAUUAUAUUGUUUAGGAUCUUGAGCGUGGCUGAGGUGCACCCAUGACCAGCUCGGAAACCAGAUUGCAUAGCGGAGAAGGUACGGUGGGAUUCGAAGUGGUCGGUGAUCUGUUUGUUAACUUGGCCUUCAAAUACUUUCGAAAGGCAGGGUAGGAUGGAUAUAGGUUUGUAACAGUUUGGAUCUAGAGUGUCACCCCCUUUGAAGAGGGGGAUGACUGCAGCAGCUUUCCAAUCUCUGGGGAUCUCAGACGAUACGAAAGAGAAGUUGAACAGGCUAGUAAUAGGGUUUGCGACAAUUUUGGCGGCUAAUUUUAGAAAGAAAGGGUCCAGAUUGUCUAGCCCAGCUGAUUUGUAGGGGUCCAGAUUUUGCAGCUCUUUCAGGACAUCAGCUGUCUGAAUUUGUGUGAAGGAGAAGCGGGGGGGGCAUUGGCAAGUUGCAGCAGAGGGUGCAGAGCUGGUGGCCGGGGUAGGGGUAGCCAGGUGGAAAGCAUGGCCAGCCGUAGCAAAAUGUUUAUUGAAAUUCUCGAUUAUUGUAGAUUUAUCGGUGGUGACAGUGUUUCCUAGCCUCAGUGCAGUGGGUAGCUGGGAGGAGGUGCUUUUAUUCUCCAUGGACUUUACAGUGUCCCAAAACCUUUUGGAGUUAGUGCUACAGGAUGCACAUUUCUGUUUGAAAAAGCUAGCCUUUCCUUUCCUAACUGAUUGUGUAUAUUGGUUCCUGACUUCCCUGAAAAGUUGCAUAUCGCGGGGGCUGUUCGAUGCUAAUGCAGUACGCCACAGGAUGUUUUUGUGCUGGUCAAGGGCAGUCAAGUCUGGGGUGAACCAGGGGCUAUAUCUGUUCUUAGUUCUGAAUUUUUUGAAUGGGGCAUGCUUAUUUAAGAUGGAGAGGAAAGCACUUUUGAAGAACAUCCAGGUGUCCUCUACUGACGGAAUGAGGUCAAUAUCCAUCCAGGAUACCCGGGCCAGGUCAAUUAGGAAGGCCUGCUCGUUGAAGUGUUUUAUGGAGCGUUUGACAGUGAUGCGGGAUUGUCGUUUGACCGUGGACCCAUUACGGGCGCAGGCAAUGAGGCAGUGAUUGCUGAGAUCCUGGUUGAAGACAGCGGAGGUGUAUUUGGAGGGUAAAUUAGUCAGGAUGAUAUCUAUGAGGGUGCCCAUGUUUACGGAUUUAGGGUUGUACCUGGUAGGUUCCUUGAUAAUUUGUGUGAGAUUGAGGGCAUCUAGUUUAGAUUGUAGGACGGCCGGGUUGUUAAGCAUAUCCCAGUUUAGGUCACCAAGCAGUACGAACUCUGAGGAUAGAUGGGGGGCAAGCAAUUCACAUAUGGUGUCCAGGGCACAACUGGGGGCUGAGGUGGGGUCUGUAGCAAGCGGCAACAGUGAGAGACUUAUUUCUGGAAAGGUGGAUUUUUAGAAGUAGAAGCUCAAACUGUUUGGGCACAGACCUGGAUAGUAUGAUAGAGCUCUGCAGGCUAUCUCUACAGUAGAUUGCUACUCCGCCUCCUUUGGCACAAGACGAGAAAAAAUAUAUAUAUAUAUAUAUAUAUAUAAUGGAGCCGUGAAGGCAACUUUAUAUUAAAAUGUUUCUUGUACUGGUUGACCUGAAAAAGAAAAGGUGUACAACUUCCAUAUGUGAGGCUCAUAAGAGGACUAAAGGCAGUAGUGGAAAAAACACAGGUUUUGGCCUUGGACCGAUGGGUUUAGUGUGUGUGUGAGUGAGUGAGUCUCUGACAUGAGUCUUGUUCCAUCUGCACUCUGUAAGGUAAAGUAGCUUGGUCUAUCCUGGGAUAAGGAGUGAAACUCUUGUUGAAUAUUUUUGUGAUCAUUACAAUUUGGCUAAUCACAUGACUACAAGGUGUGUCUUCAAAUUGCAAAUCUGUUGUGGCAAUGGAUGCAAAUGCAAAGUGUUUCUCAAGUGUGUGACGCUUAAUAUGCAUGCUAUUAAAGAAAGUGAUUUUAAAUUAUUACAUUAUUUGUUGAAGUUAUUACACUAUUGAUGAUUUUUAAAAAACAACGUUAUAAUGUAAUAAUCAAUGCAUAAUGUAAUAAUGAUUACAUUAUGCACAAAAACUUUAAGUUAUGCGUUCAGCAAAUUUACUACAUUAUUGGCAAUUUAUUACAUUAUCAGCAUUUAUUACAUUUUAAAUGCAAAAGUUAAUAAAUUAUUAGCAGUUAUUACAUUAUCAGUUGCUACAUGUGUCUCAGCCUUCGACAAUGCAUUCAAAGUGUCUCAUUGUUAGGCACAGUUUCUGUUCUGUUUAAAUAAUGAAACGGGUGUUAUUUUUAAUACCACACAGCUGUUUUGUAUGGUACUGUACCACUGACCUUCUCUUACCCCUCCUCUUGUCAUGGCGCAAUCCAGAAUACACUAUAGGAAAUGGUACAGUACAAUACAGGGUCAAAUUUUGUACACACAUAAAUGCUUUGAAACAGGGAGGUAGCCUAAGCCUACCACAGGAACUUUUCCAAUAAGGAUCUCCCAUUUUCGUUUUCAGUUUAAGCGUUUUGCUUCAGUAGUGUCAGUCCUACUGAACAGGACCCUGUUCCGCCUGAUCUGUAUUGUUGUGCUCAUCACCUCUGUGCUGCUGUCUCCCGUCCCGGCAGGCUGGAUAAAGACAUUUGAUAAGUACUACACAGACCAGACGCAGCACAUCUUCAACAACAUGCUGGUGAAGUUGACUGAGGACCCACGCAGGAAGUUCAUCUGGUCCGAGAUCUCCUUCUUCGCCAAGUGGUGGGAGAGCGCUGACAUGCACAAGCAGGAAGCCAUGCGCAAGUAAGUGUCUCACAGUCACAGCACUAGCUCUCAGGCAUCUUACUAUAUCUUACUACUGCCCAAAUUGAUUCUUCCCUAAAGGAUUUGAGCCGUCAUGAGGAAGGAUCAAUAGUGCCGUUCUUGGUAGAUUAGAUUUCAGUAGUUUUUUGUAAGCAGGAACUCGUCCAACUGUGAAUGAUGUCUACCUAACUAGCAAAACAGUAUAUUUUCAGUAUCACUUAUCACAGGCUGUAAACAACCUGCCAGGCCACAUUAGCAGGGUGAUCUACAGUAAUUAGCUAAUGGCAGAGAGAUUAGAUGCUCCUAAAAUAGUCUGCUUAAGCGUUUGCUUUUUAUCACAUCCCUACUGUGUGGAUGUCUUAAAUCCUCUCUAUCUGUCUCAGGCUAAUCCUGGGAGGGCAGCUGGAGAUGGUGACUGGAGGCUGGGUGAUGACUGAUGAGGCCAACGUUCACUACUUUGCCAUGAUCGACCAGCUCAUAGAGGGCCAUCAGUGGCUGGAGAAGAACUUGGGUAAGGGACACGUCUGCCCUCUCCGAGACACUUUUUCUUAUUCAUGCAAGGGGCUUUGCACACUGAGGUUUGGAGCAGAAGCAUUUGAAAGUUAAACUGAUUCAAACUGUGAGUGGAUAACUUUGCAACGACACCUUUGCGCAUGUUGUGUGAAAUCCUGUAUGACUUCGGACAUAGUAAUGUCUUCUGUUCCUGUAUGACUUCCAUUAAGUUGACAUAGAAACUGCACCAUGCUCUGUUGUAUUCUCCAUGAUGUUAACCCUCCUGUGCUGUGCCCUACCCUAGGUGUGACCCCUCGGUCGGGCUGGGCUGUGGACCCCUUUGGCCACAGUGCCACCAUGCCCUACCUGUUGAAGAGGGCCAAUCUGACCAGCAUGCUCAUCCAGAGGGUCCACUACUCCAUAAAGAAGCACUUCGCCUCCAGCCGCAGCCUGGAGUUCAUGUGGAGGCAGGCCUGGGGUCAGUGGCUGGCUGGUCUGCUGCCAGGAAAACCAUCUCAUCUAUUUACACCAUAAUGUGCUUCUCUGGACUGCCUUUUAAAGUCAAAUAGAGUUUGUGGGAAAUGUGGCAAUGGCCAAUUUAUAGUUUGAACUAAGAACAGUAACUGUUUGUGUUCCUUGCUUGUAUUUGCAUAUAACUUUUUAUCUUCACACAAACUCCAAAUAAAUCAACUAUUUUCUUCAUUUUGUUUGUAUUGCCAGACCAAAAGUCGGGCACGGACAUUUUCUGCCACAUGAUGCCCUUCUACAGUUAUGACGUGCCACACACCUGCGGGCCCGACCCCAAGAUCUGCUGCCAGUUUGACUUUAAGAGGCUGCCAGGCGGCCGGGUCAACUGUCCUUGGAAGGUUCCUCCUCGGGCCGUGGUGGAGGCCAACGUUGCGGAGAGGUGAGCCAAGCAGAGAGAGCCUCCCCGGGGCCUUGUACACCUCACUGCUGGGGGGGAUGUGGGUCAAGGAGCAUUUUCAGGGCUGUUUGGGGGUGAGGAGAUGUCAGAGCUCAGCAGUAGAGCAGGGAGUGUGCAGAAAAACAGAAAAAAUGCAACUGGCUUUGGAGACCUUCACUGCAACUUGCUUCUCAAUGACUAGUUUUGUGUAGAAAAAAGAAACGCUUCAUAGAACUUUCCAAAGCACACAUUCCAGAGAGAGGCUAAUAGAAAAUAGCUCUCUAACUGAAAGCUAUUCAUUGCCUUUUUCCAUUAAAGGUCAUUUUUUUAUCUUCCAUUUUCUAAGGUCAUGUACAGUCAUCUAUUGUCCUGUAACACUGGCAUUGCACUGGGAUGCACUCACAUAUCUAAGAGAUGUGAUUUGAAUAUGUAAUGCAUUUCAAAAGAAGACAUUUCUGCACACUGCUUGCUUUCUCCUUUUCAUUAAAAUGUAUGCUUUGAUGAAGGUCACUAGACAGAAACCAAUAAUGUCAAUAUUCUAAAGCAAGCACUGUUCAGGAAUUUCUUCUUUUGAAUCCUGUAAUACUGGCUGCCACAACUGUGAUGUUAAUCAGUGUGUAACCCCUCUCUCCACCCUAGGGCCCACCUGCUCUUGGACCAGUACCGAAAGAAGUCCAAGCUGUUCCGCAGUAAGGUGGUUCUGGUUCCACUGGGAGAUGACUUUCGUUACGACAAGGCCCUGGAGUGGGACCAGCAGUACCUCAACUACCAGAGACUCUUUGACUACAUGAACUCUCACCCCGAAAUGCACGUGCAGGUCAGAGACCAAGCCCACAACUCUCUGGCUCUUCUGGGGGUCUGUUAGUUAUUGAAAAGUAGUUUUUGAUUGAUGUUUGAGAGUGAAUCUAAAAUGUCCUGUCUCACCUGUGUGUUCCUGUAUGUCUCCAGGCCCAGUUUGGGACCCUGACUGACUACUUCACUGCGGUUUACAAGGCCAACAGUGUGCCGCAGGGUGCCAGACCCCCAGACUACCCGGUGCUGAGCGGGGACUUCUUUGCGUACGCAGACCGCGAGGACCACUACUGGAGCGGCUACUACACCUCCCGGCCCUUCUACAAGAGCAUGGACCGCGUGCUAGAGUCCCAUCUCAGGUAAGGCCAGAUGGAACCAGACAGACAUGACUUCAAUACACCUGUAAAACAGCAGGUUGGCAUCUGCGCCUUACUCUCAGUCCUUAAUUCGACAAUGUUAGCCACAUGUGCGUAGGUUUCAAAAGCUAAAUAAUUGGAAGAUGGAAACCUGUCAUGCACACUGUCAAAGUUUGGGAAAAAUCCAGAAGGUUCUCUUGUCUUUGUUAAAGUGUUGCUGUGUGUUGUUCCUCUGUGGUGUUCUCAAGGGGGGCAGAGAUCCUGUUUAGUCUUGCCGUGGCCCACGCUCGCCGCGCAGGCAUGGAGGGCCGCUACCCCACCUCAGACUACACCCUGCUGACGGACGCAAGGCGCACCGUCGCCCUGUUCCAGCAUCACGAUGCCAUCACAGGCACCGCCAAGGAGAACGUGGUCAUUGACUAUGGCAACAGGUCAGUGGCUAAGAGAGACAUAGAAUAGAGAUGGAAGUAUAUUUUUCAACUUUUAUAGGUAUUCCCUCUCUUAUUUUCUUCAUAUGUGCCUGGUUUGUGACCACUGGUUUGAUAAAAGACUCUCAUGUCUCCAACUUCAAGAAUACUAGGAUAAUGUGUCCUUGGUCCUUGGGGCGGCAGGUAGCUUAGUGGUUAAGAGCGUUGUGCCAGUAACCGAAAGGUCGCUGGUUCUAAUCCCCGAGCUGACUAGGUGAAAAAUCUGUCGAUGUGCUCUUGAGCAAGGCAGUUGCUCCUGUAAGUCGCUCUGGAUAAGAGCGUCUGCUAAAUGACUAAAAUGUAAAUGUAAAAUGUCCUUUGUCUCUUCUGUAGGUUACUGCGCUCCCUGCAGGGCCUGAAGAGAGUGAUCAUUAACGCAGCCCACUUCCUAGUAAUGAAGAACAAGGACGUGUAUCGCUUCUACCAGACAGAACCCUUCCUAGAGACGGUGAGGGAGAAGGACAGGGAAUUUCAACCUGUUCAUGACAUGGAGCUCUAGCAAUGCAUUAAUGUUACAAUAGCUAAGAUAAGCCCAUCUUCUCUUUUAUGUUACUUUCCAAUGGGAUCCUGUUAAUGACAGGAGUUGUGAUCUACUCCUACUCAGUGCUUCUCUAGUGUAACCAAUCAGUGCAACUGACUAUCACAUACUCAUGUCCUUAUCCUAUAGGAUGACAGACGUGCCACCCAAGACUCCCUGCCCCAGCGCACCCUUAUCGAACUGGACCAGUCAGGACCAAGGUAACCCCCCUACCCCUCCUCCUCUCUGCCCCAGUACAGUCUCUCAUGGGUGGGGUGUUUGUGACUGAUCUUCCCCUGUCUCUCCGUCAGGUACCUGGUGCUGUUCAACCCGGUGGAGCAGGACAGGCUGUGUGUGGUGACAGUGUUGGUGAACUCUGCCAGGGUCAGGGUGCUCACAGAGGACGGACAGACCCUCCCUGUGCAGCUCAGUGCCCAGUGGAGCUCUUCUAGCCAAAUGAGCGCAGAGGUCUUCCAGGUGUGUGGUUGUGAUGCUCUCAGUGACUAUUUAAUGGGCAUUGCUUGGUACUUCAUUUGACAGAUGCAUUGAUAUAUUAGGUGUAGCAUGAGUGCCUCGGUCUGUCUGCCGUGUGUGUGAGUGUUUAACUGUGUUCUCUCCUGUCUACAGGCCUCCUUCAUGGUGCGUCUGCCUGCCCUGGGCCUGGCUGUGUUCCACCUGUAUGACUCUGCCGACACCCCCAUGACGCUGCGCUCUGAGACCCUGCUGAGGCUGUCUGGUCGGGGGCAGACUGCCCACGCUGUGGAUCCCCUCCCUCUCCGCUCCCAGACGGCAGACACACAACCCUUCUACAUCUCCACCCAGUCCCUCACCUUGGGCUUCUCUGGAACCACCGGCCUGCUGGAGGUACGUGGAGGGGAAGAGGCUCAGGCUGCGGCCCAAAUGGCACCCUAUGUAAUGCAGUACUUUUGACCAAAGGGCUGGGCUGCCAUUGGGGAUGCAGCCACUGACUAUGCUUUGUCUCUAACAGAUUUGGAACUUAGCCUAAACGUUGACUAAAAUGAUAAAAUUAGUCCAAGGCCCUUGAUCAUUUGAUGAAUUCCAAAUAGGCAGCACAGAUUAAUUUGGUUGAAGUGUAAUGUAUAAUAUGGUCUCUCGCUCCGUCUCUCGAUCAGAGUAUCCGUCGUAAAGACGACCCUCAGGAGUUGAAGGUUCAGAUCCAGUUCGUGACAUAUGGUACUCGGUCCUCCAAGGAUAAGAGCGGGGCUUACCUCUUCCUGCCUGACGGAAAGGCUAAGGUGAGCUAACUUUAAAACCCUCCUACCUCUACUAGCGAUACAGUAAGUUACCUGUAAACCAUUUUAGGAUCAGUACCCUGCCUCAAUCCUAACCUUAACCAUUAGAGAAACACACUGUCUCUCCAUCUUUCAGCCCUACAGUCAGAAGGAGCCUCUGGUGGUGCGUGUGGUGGAGGGACCUCUUUUCUCUGAGGUAGUGGCUCUCUACCAGCACUUCCAACAGACCAUCCGCAUACACAAUGUGCCAGGUGUGGACGGUCUGUCCCUGGAUGUCACCACCAUGGUGGACAUCAGAGAGCAGUCUAACAAGGAACUGGCCAUGCGGCUCGUCACUGACAUCCAGAGUGACGACACCUUCUACACAGACCUCAACGGAUUCCAGGUCAGACCACAACACACACUUUACACUAUAGAAUGUCUGAUCUUUGGCUUCAACAUGUACCUCAAUACUGUAAUGUUUCCACAGAUGCAGCCCCGGCGCCGCUUCCUGAAGCUCCCCCUGCAGGCCAACUUCUACCCCAUGCCCAGCCAGGCCUACAUCCAGGACAGCCAGCACCGCCUCACCCUGCAUUCUGCCCAGGCCCUGGGUGUCACCAGCCUAGAGAGCGGUAGGGAAGGACCACUCAUAUGUUGUUUUUUCUUAAAGGGGCAAUCUGCAGUUGCUACAUCAAUAUGUAUGUACCCAUUGAUUCUUGAAGAAUAUAUGCCUCAUGAGCUUAGUUCAACUGUCGUACCCCAUCAGAACCCAAAAUAUAAGCUUGUUUUACGCCAAUGUUUGUAAACAAAGUAAAGGUAAACAAACACUAUAUAGCCUCAAAACAUGAUUAAAACUUUUUUUUGAUAUCAUGGAUGGUCAGUCCUUGCAUCUUUAGCCCUGUCUAUGAAUUUGGUUACAUUACUCUAGCCCCAUACCUCAGCUUUUUACCGAAACAGAGGCAGGGAUAACGCCAUUUACCAUCCAUAGGCAACCCAAUUUGAAGAAGACAAUGCUCUGAUCAUUGACUGAAUGCUCCCAACCCAUAGGAAUUCCCACCCAGUUAGAAUGGUGGAAGUCCUCAACUUUAAAAUAGUGCAAGUCCUCAAUGGCAAUGUCAAUCAUAAAUCGUGUUCUAUCCAGAUUCUAGAGUCCUCUGUCUAUCUAUGAUGGAGCUAUAUGUGCAUGUCUCUGCUUUUCCCUCCCUCAGGCCAGUUGGAGGUGAUUCUGGACCGGCGGCUGAUGCAGGAUGAUAACCGCGGCCUGGGCCAGGGCCUGAAGGACAACAAGAAGACGGCCAACCGCUUCCGCCUCCUACUGGAGAGUAGGUCCACUGGCAACAAGGUCAGUCAGUUAAAAGUCCUCAGAUGCGAGUUACUGGAGCUUCCUGGAUCUUGUUUAUAGGUCUCAAAUCCAAGCAAAUGAAGCCAAUCUAGUCUGAGGGGAAACAGUGGGUAAGCCAGGAAUUCUGUUAAUCAGCAGUUGUUGAAAAUGUCUCGUCAAUCAUGCUGUGAUUGUUAACCCCUGUCUCUCCAUUCUUUUGUCACCUCCUUCCAUUUUUUUCUGUCAUCCCUCUGUCUGUCUGCUCUUCCAUUGCACUCAGCAUGCUGGCUUCUUUGCCAAACUCUCCUCCAUGUUUCACUUGCUCAUCCCCUUUGCCCUGAGAGGCAGCGCUCAAGAGGUAACAUUGCCACGGCAACAGUGAGGUUGCUAGCUACCCAGCCGUAGCUGGCUGUCUGUCUGUGUAAUCUGUGCUAUAGCUGUAGUUCUUACCUUCUAGUUUAACCUGUGUUUAGCUGCCCUCUACCCUGUAGCCAAAGGUCCACCAUAGCAGCAUUGCAAGCAUCCUGGAAUUGGAUAUGCGCUUAAAAUGAUUGUUUUCAGCUCUGCAGCUUCCAUGCUGUGUUGAGUGCUGAAGCUAAGCAGGGUGGGACGGGGUUAGUUGUCAGAUAUGACCUGUGGUGUGUCUGUUGUGACGUGUUUCUCUGCCUCCCAGGUGGUGGACAGCGGACCAACCAGCUUCCCCUCCCUGCUCAGUCACAUGACCUCUGCCAUUCUCAACCACGAGGUGCUGGCGCUGCCUGUGCUGCCCAAGAAGCGUGGCAUCCCUUCCCUGCACACCUUCGCCCCCCUCACAGGGGCCCUGCCCUGUGACUUCCACGUGAUCAACCUGCGCAGCAUCCAGCACCAGGUAACUAGAAGUGAAAAAGUAAUUAUCCUUUUUGUGGAAUGUCAAUAUACUGGAAGAUGUAAUACAUGUAGGGUUCUGUGUGUUUACCAUUGAUGCUAACAUGUUUCUGCUUUGCUGUUUGUGUGACUUGUAGCAGGACACCCACUCCCCGUCUCCCUACACGGCCCUCAUCCUGCAUAGAAAGGGUCUGGACUGUGGUCUGGAGACCCCAAACCCCGGCAUCAACUGUACCACUACUGAGGGACAGGUCAGUGGUCCUCCACCACACACACACAUGGCUCACCACAGACACAACUGGAUAGUGCUGUAGGUUGCACACACACACAUGCAGUUGGAGUCAUUAUAGCAGUCUGGAAAGGUUAUUCUAUCAUACACACUCUCUACCCCUCUUUCACAAACUGUAUCUGUCACUCUCUCUCUCUCUACAUCUAUCUCUCUCUCUCUCUACAUCUAUCUCUCUCUCUCUCUACAUCUAUCUCUCUCUCUCUCUACAUCUAUCUCUCUCUCUCUCUACAUCUCUCUCCUUGUGUCUGUCCCUCCAGCUGGGUGUGUCGUCUCUGUUCCGUAACCUGGACCUCCAGCUGCUACAGCCCGUGUCUCUGUCCCUGAUGUACUCCAGCCCCCCUCUGGCCAACGACUCCUCCGUCAGCUUGGAGCCCAUGGAGAUCUCAGCCUUCAGGCUCAAACUGCGCUAGCCGGGCCCAGAUACACACCUCCACACCAGACCAGACCCACCCAGACCAGUUCUGGUCACACCUGGUCCUGCUCUGUUCAGUUUUAUUCUAUAGGAAGACUGCCUCCCAGUGCACAGAGGGGUGGCCACGCUGGGGCUUCCUGGUCCCACCUGUGUAUACAACACACACACACUACACACACACACACACCCUGAACUGUAAAUUCAGCCUGUAAGAGCAGGUGGCCACCAUGACUAGACUCUAUCUGCAGGGGGCAGAAGAUGGUUGUCGCAGACACAGACAGACAAUCUCAGUGAACCAGAAACCUUUUGGGGAUUUUGUGAUAAUAAAGGUGAUGUCUUUAUCAGAGAACAGAUACUGGUGGUCUUCUGCCUUUGCAUUGCAGUAGUAAUGUCAAGUAACAGAAACAUAUUUUCUUUUCAGUUUUUGAUGGAACUUUAUUUGACUUUUUUUUUAUCCCAUCCUGGACUAACUACUGAAUGUAAAUAUCACAAGGAUAAGGACCUGGGAAUAACGUGGAGACGAGUGCAAUUUCUAAAGCUUUAUUUGGUGUGGACAUUUUUAUUUUAUUUUUUUCCUUUAAUGGAGCCUAGAGAACUGUUAAUUCCAUUACGUGCUCAUCAAUGCUCAUUGUUUUCUAUUGACUGCAUUGACCAACUGAAUGCAGCUGUGUAUUAGCAGUGUGAAUGUGUGCUCUCUCUCUCAGUAGAGGAGCCGAGGCUAUGAAUCUGUAAGAUACUGUAUGUCAGGUAGUCAGUCACUCUGUAGUCACGACCAGACUGGUGACUAGAUCACUCUUAACGAAAUCAUAAAUAUCACGCAAAUGUUUUGCUUUCAGUCAUCAUCUCCCUAUCGGAUGACUGUACGGCCUGCUAUCCUUUCAAUCCCCCCCUCCCCUUGCUUGUAGAUGGUCUGAAGACAUUCACAUUUUUGGACAUGAGCCUCUCUCAAAGCUAUCAUGUCCCGAUGAGUUGGCUGGCUGUGGAGGACCUGUAAUGGAAUUUUAAGGUAUGUUUGUAUUUAAAUGCUCCUAAAGCCAUUCUUGUUGUGUACUAUACUGUGUGCAGUAGAAGAUACAACUAUGAUGACGAUACCUCAUAUUUAACAUAUGACACAUUGGUAUGUAUAGUAUAUUGCUGUGGAAAACUUCUGUGAAGAUACAGUAUACCAGAGGAGUAGUGAGUGUGGAGUGAGACCCAGAUUGCAGUAUCAAGGACAAGGUGUCAUAUUAGUGAGUCUGUGUAGUAGUGAUGGUGGAGCAUCAGGCUACUUUCUUGUCUCCUUGUUUCAAAGCCAGGCAUGGAGUUCCCUUGUGUUUGCAGGCAAGAUUGUGGUUCAACCUUCACUACCUAAUUAUGUGGAAACAUGGUCAAACAAACAGGGGUCCUCCAGGGCUGACUUUGACAACCAGUUAACUUUUGCAUAAGUGGUCUUUUAUCAGCUUUCAUCAUAAAACAUCUCUAUAGCCUUGACCCUGGUGGGGGGAAAGGACUCUAUGAUCCAUAUAUCUAUAGCCUUGACCCUGGUGGGGUGAAAGGACUCUAUGAUCCAUAUCUGUCUUUGGUGGUGGUGUUGAAGGUAAAACAUCAGUAAUGGCAGAUGCACUAUGUUCAUAUCGGCCAUUUCUCACUAUAUGUUUCUCCUCUGCCUCUUCUACCAUCCUAGUAUCAGUGGAGGCUGGUGGCAGGAUCUAUAGGAGGACGGGCUAAUUUGGUAUGGCUGAAAUAGAAUGAAUGGAACUGAGUCAAACAUGUCAUUUCCAUAUGUUUGAUAUCGUUCAAUUUUUUCCAUUCCAACCAUUACAAUGAGCCUGUCCUCCUAUACCACCUCCCACCAGCCUCCACUGCCUAGUAUCCAAUGCUACAUUUCCUCUGUGCUUUUUAUAUUUAUCCACCCUGCUGUCCUCUUACACAGUUCAGGGUUCACUCAAACAUAGUUUUAAGCAUUAUUUUACUAUUGACAUUUACAGCUGAUUUCGGGAUUGUAUAUCGAUUUCCUCUCCUUAAAUAUGUCAUCUGAUUUAUUUGUUUCAGUCUCUGAAUUGUUUAAUCAAACUUUUCGCCGCCAGCUCCUGAUAUCAGGGCUAGGUCCGAGCUCGUUUUCCCUGGCCAAACUAGCUGGCUAGCUGAACAAUGCUAGUUUUCGUCCUCAUUGCCAAACUUCAUAAAUACUGCACCCUCAACUUCAAAACUUAUUUCGUAGUUAUACAAUCAUGUAACUAAGAAAUUUGCCAGAAAUAAACGUACAUGUAUUUAUUGUUUUGUUGGAUAGUCAUGACUGGUUCGAGAUAUGUCGUAAGACGACGGUGGGGAAGGAUAGCAUUGCUACUUAACACAGAUCCAAGUUCAGUUUGGAGAUCCACCGGCGUCAUUGGCGUAGGGUUAGCUGGAUGUUUCUGACUGGUCUUGGAACUGUGAUAACUCGCAGACUCUCCUCGCUUGGCUCGAUGGGAUAUGUAGUGAUUCUGCUAACACAGCCAGAUAUGUACACAGUCUUGUACCCUUAACCUUUUUUUAACUGCCUAUUGUAUUUGUUGAUUAAAUCUGACUAUUAAUAUAAUGAGUAAUCCAGGAAUGUCACAAGUUAAUUGACACGCGAACAUUUUGACAAUAGCAACACUACUGAGAGAAAUGAGUACGGUUACAUGCACACAAUAAGAUUGUGAAUAGUCAGAUUACUAUAAUGGUUUCAUUUAAACUUUUACAUGCUUUGCAAGAAGAAUGAUUUCCAUAAUAAUCCUGUUUAAAUGAACACAUCUGAAAUCAGACUACCUGAUGGGACUUUGAUAAAGGCAGAAAAUCGCCAAUCAAAAUAAACGUUCUACCACAGCGACCAUGUUAUUUUUGUGAAGCCUAUUUGAUUCUGAGUUCGGACACACAAACUUUAUAUGUUAACUAUUUCUAAGAUUAAUACUUUGUUUUUCCGAACUCACUUCACAAAUCAAAAAGAAGGAAGCUUGCGCUGUUCGUGCUAGCACAUGGACAGAUCAAAUAAACCGCUUUAACUCUGAUUAAGGCAUUUACAUGUCCUACUAAUCUGAAAGAUUGCUCAGAUAAUCAAGUGUUUUAAUCGCUGUAUGCUUGCUUCGAUUAUGUCCUUAGGCCGAUUUUAAGAUGAGCAGAGUAAGGUGUCUACAUGACUAAUGCCAUACUCGGCCUACUGCCAUAAUCGGUUUAAUAUCAAAUUAUUAGCGUGCAUGUACAGUGGGGAAAAAAAGUAUUUAGUCAGCCACCAAUUGUGCAAGUUCUCCCACUUAAAAAGAUGAGAGAGGCCUGUAAUUUUCAUCAUAGGUACACGUCAACUAUGACAGACAAAAUGAGGGGGAAAAAAUCCAGAAAAUCACAUUGUAGGAUUUUUUAAAUGAAUUUAUUUGCAAAUGAUGGUGGAAAAUAAGUAUUUGGUCAAUAACAAAAGUUUCUCAAUACUUUGUUAUAUACCCUUUGUUGGCAAUGACACAGGUCAAACGUUUUCUGUAAGUCUUCACAAGGUUUUCACACACUGUUGCUGGUAUUUUGGCCCAUUCCUCCAUGCAGAUCUCCUCUAGAGCAGUGAUGUUUUGGGGCUGUCGCUGGGCAACACGGACUUUCAACUCCCUCCAAAGCUUUUCUAUGGGGUUGAGAUCUGGAAACUGGCUUGGCCACUCCAGGACCUUGAAAUGCUUCUUACGAAGCCACUCCUUCGUUGCCCGGGUGGUGUGUUUGGGAUCAUUGUCAUGCUGAAAGACCCAGCCACGUUUCAUCUUCAAUGCCCUUGCUGAUGGAAGGAGGUUUUCACUCAAAAUCUCACGAUACAUGGCCCCAUUCAUUCUUUCCUUUACACGGAUCAGUCGUCCUGGUCCCUUUGCAGAAAAACAGCCCCAAAGCAUGAUGUUUCCACCCCCAUGCUUCACAGUAGGUAUGGUGUUCUUUGGAUGCAACUCAGCAUUCUUUGUCCUCCAAACACGACGAGUUGAGUUUUUACCAAAAAGUUAUAUUUUGGUUUCAUCUGACCAUAUGACAUUCUCCCAAUCCUCUUCUGGAUCAUCCAAAUGCACUCUAGCAAACUUCAGACGGGCCUGGACAUGUACUGGCUUAAGCAGGGGGACACGUCUCGCACUGCAGGAUUUGAGUCCCUGGCGGCGUAGUGUGUUACUGAUGGUAGGCUUUGUUACUUUGGUCCCAGCUCUCUGCAGGUCAUUCACUAGGUCCCCCCCGUGUGGUUCUGGGAUUUUUGCUCACCGUUCUUGUGAUCAUUUUGACCCCACGGGGUGAUAUCUUGCGUGGAGCCCCAGAUCGAGGGAGAUCAUCAGUGGUCUUGUAUGUCUUCCAUUUCCUAAUAAUUGCUCCCACAGUUGAUUUCUUCAAACCAAGCUGCUUACCUAUUGCAGAUUCAGUCUUCCCAGCCUGGUGCAGGUCUACAAUUUUUGUUUCUGGUGUCCUUUGACAGCUCUUUGGUCUUGGCCAUAGUGGAGUUUGGAGUGUGACUGUUUGAGGUUGUGGACAGGUGUCUUUUAUAUUGAUAACAAGUUCAAACAGGUGCCAUUAAUACAGGUAACGAGUGGAGGACAGAGGAGCCUCUUAAAGAAGAAGUUACAGGUCUGUGAGAGCCAGAAAUCUUGCUUGUUUGUAGGUGACCAAAUACUUAUUUUCCACCAUAAUUUGCAAAUACAUUUAAUUAAAAAUCCUACAAUGUGAUUUUCUGGAAAGAAAAUUCUCAAUUUGUCUGUCAUAGUUGACGUGUAUCUAUGAUGAAAAUUACAGGCCUCUCUCAUCUUUUUAAGUGGGAGAACUUGCACAAUUGGUGGCUGACUAAAUACUUUUCCCCCCCACUGUAAACAUACUCACUAGCUAUGUUUCCAUUAACUUGUCCUGUGAUUCUUUCAUUUUUUUGGGCGGUGGGGGGUGACAUUUAGAAAGUUCGCAUAAAAACAGAUGAGACAAGUGACUGCUAGGGUGCGUUUCCAUUUAACUAUCUUGUGUUGAUAUAAACACAAACCUACAGUGAUGAAUAAAAAUGUAGUGGUUGAAGUGUUACCCAUUUAGGCAAAUUGUGCAUUCAUAAAUUGGCGACAGCCUGUAUGCCCUCCCACCUAUCUGUUUCAUGUAACCGGUAGCAAGGAUAGAAUGCAAGAAUAUUUGCCAUAUUCUAGUAAUUCUCAUGUGCCAACAUAUUGCCACGGUCCGUGCCAUGGUGAAACUUGCACUGGAAAUAAUUGGAUGGGGAAACCUGCAUCCAGCCAACCAGAAAAGCAAUUAAGCCAUUCUUUAAAGUCAGGAAAAGGAUCCUGCAAAGAAACAUACUUUUUAUAGUUAAAAAAAUUGAUUUAGCAGGCAGUAGGCAUUUAGAGUUGUGUUGACAUCACGUGCCGCGCGUACCUUCAAAAAUAUUUGCCAAUCAUCAUUUAUUCGAAAAACACAGUUUCCAUAAUUUGUCGCUAUAAAGGAAGUUAAACAAAAGAAAAAUCCACCCCUCUCGAAUGGAUAAAAGUGUUGUCUUUCUACACUGUAGAAAAAUACAUUUGAGUAUACCAAACAUUAGGAACACCUUCCUUAUAUUGAGUUGCAGAACAGAACAGCUCAAUUCGUCGGGGAAUGGACUCUACAAGGUGCCGAAAGCGUUCCACAAGGAUGCUGGCCCAUGUUGACUGCAAUGCGUCACACAGUUGUGUCAAGUUCGCUGGAUGUCCUUUGGAUAGUGGACCAUUCUUGAUACACACAGGAAACUGUUGAGCGUGAAAAACCCAGCCGAGUUGCAGUUCUUGACACAAACCGGUGCGCCUGGCAUCUACUACCAUACCUCGACUUCUUGGCUCUGACGGAAACAUGGAUUACCACAGAAAACACUGCUACUCCUACUGCUCUUUCCUCGUCUGAUCAUGUGUUCUCGCAUACCCCGAGAGCAUCUGGUCAGCGUGGCGGUGGCACAGGAAUCCUCAUCUCUCCCAAGUGGACAUUCUCUUUUUCCCCUGACCCAUCUGUCUAUCUCCUCAUUUGAAUUCCAUGCUGUCACAGUCACUAGCCCAUUCAAGCUUAACAUCCUUAUCGUUUAUCGCCCUCCAGGUUCCCUUGGAGAGUUCAUCAAUGAGCUUGACGCCUUGAUAAGUUCCUUUCCUGAGGAUGGCUCACCCCUCACAGUUCUGGGUGACUUUAACCUCCCUACGUCUGCCUUUGACUCAUUUCUCUCUGCCUCCUUCUUUCCACUCCUUUCCUCUUUUGACCUCACCCCUCUCACCGUCCCGUCCCCCUACUCACAAGGCAGGCAACACGCUUGACCUAAUCUUUACUAGAUGCUGUUCUUCUACUAAUCUCACUGCAACUCCCCUCCAAGUCUCCAACCACUACUUUGUAUCCUUUUCUCUCUCGCUCUCCUCCAACACUACUCACUCUGCCCCUACUCAGUUGGUAAUGUGCCGUCGCAACCUUCGCUCUCUCUCUCCCGCUACUCUCUCCUCUUCCAUCCUAUCAACUCUUCCCUCUGCUAAAUCCUUCUCCCUCCGAUCUCCUGAUUCUGCCUCGUCAACCCUCCUCUCCUCCCUUUCUGCAUCUUUUGACUCUAUGUCCCCUAUCCUCCCGGCCGGCUCGGUCCUCCCCUCCUGCUCCGUGGCUUGAUGACUCAUUGCGAGCUCACAGAACAGGGCUCUGGGCAGCCGAGCGGAAAUGGAGGAAAACUAGACUCCUCUACAUUCUCUUCCUCUGUUUCUGCUGCUAAAGCCACUUUCUACCACUUUAAAUUUCAAGCUUCUGCCUCUAACCCUAGGAAGCUCUUUGCCACCUUCUCCUCCCUGCUGAAUCCUCCUCCUCCUCCCCCUCCCUCCUCCCUCUCUGUGGAUGACUUCGUCAACCAUUUUUGAAAAGAAUGAUGAAAUCUUGCGACUUGUGACGGCCGGCUGCCCAACAACCUGCCCGCUUGACCCUAUUCCCUCCUCUCUUCUCCAGACCAUUUCCUGAGACCUUCUCCCUUACCUCACCUCGCUCAUCAACUCAUCCUUGACCGCUGGCCAUGUCCCUUCCGUCUUUAAGAGAGCGAGAGUUGCACCCCUCCUAAAAAAACCUACACUCGAUCCCUCUGAUGUCAACAACUACAGACCAGUAUCCCUUCUUUCUUUUCUCUCCAACUCUUGAGCGUGCCAUCUCUAGCCAACUCUCCUGCUAUCUCUCUCAGAAUGACCUUCUUGAUCCAAACCAGUCAGGUUUCAAGACUGGUCAUUCAACUGAGACUGCUCUUCUCUGUGUCACGGAGGCUCUCCGCACUGCUAAAGCUAACUCUCUCUCCUCUGCUCUUAUCCUUCUAGACCUAUCCGCUGCCUUUGAUACUGUGAACCAUCAGAUCCUCCUCUCCACCCUCUCCGAGUUGGGCAUCUCCGGCGCUGCUCACUCUUGGAUUGUGUCCUACCUGACAGGUCACUCCUACCAGGUGCCGUGGUGAGAAUCUGUCUCCGCACCAUGUGCUCUCACCACUGGUGUCCCCCAGGGCUCAGUUCUAGACCCUCUCCUAUUCUCUCUAUACACCAAGUCACUUGGCUCUGUCAUAUCCUCACAUGGUCUCUCCUAUCAUUGCUACGCAGACGACACACAAUUAAUUUUCUCCUUUCCCCCUUCUGAUAACUAGGUGGCGAAUCGCAUCUCUGCAUGUCUAGCAGACAUAUCAGUGUGGAUGUCGGAUCACCACCUCAAGCUGAACCUCGGCAAGACGGAGCUGCUCUUCCUCCCGGUGAAGGACUGCCCGCUCCAUGAUCUCGCCAUCACGGUUGACAACUCCAUUGUGUCCUCCUCCCAGAGUGCAAAGAACCUUGGCCUGACCCUGGACAACACCCUGUCGUUCUCCGCUAACAUCAAAGCGGUGACCCGAUCCUGCAGGUUCAUGCUCUACAACAUUCGCAGAGUACGACCCUACCUUACACAGAAAGCAGCACAGGUCCUAAUUCAGGCACUUGUCAUCUCCUGUCUGGAUUACUGCAACUUGCUGUUGGCUGGGCUCCCUGCAUGUGCCAUUAAACCCCUACAACAUAUCCAGAACGCUGCAGCUCGUCAGGUGUUCAACCUUCCCAAGUUCUCUCAUGUCACCCCACUCCUCCGCACACUCCACUGGCUUCCAGUUGAGGCUCGCAUCUACUACAAGACCAUGGUGCUUGCCUACAGAGCUGUGAGGGGAACGGCACCUCCUUACCUUCAGGCCCUACACCCAAACGAGGGCGCUACGUUCAUCCACCUCUGGCCUGCUAGCUCCCCUACCUCUACGGAAGCACAGUUCCCGCUCAGCCCAGUCAAAGCUAUUCGCUGUUCUGGCACCCCAAUGGUGGAACAAGCUCCCCCACGACGCCAGGACAGCGGAGUCACUGACCACCUUCCGGAGACACUUGAAACCCUACCUCUUUAAGGAAUACCUGGAAUAGUAUAAAAGUAAUCCUUCUACCCCCACCCCCCAUUAAAAAAUAAAUAAAAAAGUGGUUGUCCCACUGGCUAUCAUAAGUUGAAUGCACCAAUUUGUAAGUCACUCUGGAUAAGAGCGUCUGCUAAAUGACGUAAAUGUAAUACCCCGUUCAAAGGCAUUUAAAUAUUUUGUCUUGCCCAUUCACCGUCUGAAUGGCACACAUCCACAAUCCAUGUCUCAAGGCUUUAAAAUCCUUCUUUAAUCUUUCUCCUCUUCUUAAUCUACACUGAUUUGAAGUGGAUUUAACCAGUGGCAUCAAUAAGGGAUCAUAGCUUUCACCUGGAUUCACCUGGUGGAAAGAGCAGGUGUUCUUAAUGUUUUUUAUACUCAGUGUAUAAACGCAACGUAAAGUGUUGUUCCCAUGUUUCAUGAGCUGAAAUAAAAGAUCCCAGAAAUGUUCCAUAUGCACAGAAAUCUUAUUUCUCUAAUUUUGUGCACAUUUGUUUACAUCCCUGUUAGCAUCUCAUUUGUCAAGAUAAUCCAUCCACCUGGCAGGUGUGGCAUAUCAAAAAGCUGACUAAACAGAAUGAUCAUUACACAGGUGCACCUUGUGCUGGGGACAAAAGGCCACUCGUGCAGUUUUGUCACACAACACAAUGCCACAGAUGCCUCAAGUUUUGAGGGAGCGUGCAUUUGUCAUGCUGACUGCAGGAAUGUCCACCAGAGCUGUUGCCAGAAUUGAAUGUUAAUUUAUCUACCAUAAGCCACCUCCAAAUGUCAUUGUAGAGAAUUUGGCGGGCAUGUUACCUAUUGAGCAUGUUUGGGAUGCUCUGGAUCGACGUGUACGACAGCGUGUUCCAGUUCCCGCCAAUAUCCAUCAACUUCGCACAGCCAUUGAAGAGGAGUGGGACAGUAUUCCACAGGCCUCAAUCAACAGCUUGAUCAACUCUAUGCAAAGGAGAUUGUGUGCUGCAUGAGGCAAAUGGUGGUCACACCAGAUACUGACUGGUUUUCUGAUCCACGCCCCUACCUUUUUUUAAGGUAUCUGUGACCAACGGAUGCAUAUCUGUAUUCCCAGGUCAUGUGAAAUCCAUAGAUUAGGGCCUAAUUUAUUUAUUUAAAUUGACUGAUUUCUUUAUAUGAACUGUAACUCAGUCAAAUCUUUGAAAUUGUUGCAUGUUGCGUUUAUAUUUUUGUUCAGUAUAUAAACUAGAGUACCAGUGAGGAUUUCUUACCACUGGACAACUUGUUACAGCUGUUGAUAAGUCAUUGAUAAUAAUCGGCCAAUCUUUUUCAUGUCAUUACAUUAAGAUAUAAGGGGGGAUCAUAGCUAUAGUCAAUCAAAUUCACGAGUUGAUUUAAAACCUAUGUUUAACUAUUUAUCAUGGUCGGUGUCUUGACUGAUUUGUCCAAAAUUGUGUGACAAAACAUGACUUGUCUGUCCUUGCAUUUAUGGCAGUGUUAAGUUGUCCCUAUAUCCAGUAGCGGUGCAUGGGAAAAAUCAAUGGGAACCCCCCCCCCCCCCCCCCCCCAAAAAAAUACAAAUAUUACAACGUAUGUGUUGUGAAAAUUGCAUUGUUUGCUCAAUAACCUGUUAGUUCAUAUACCUUGCGACCGUGAUAUACAGUAUAAGCCUAAAGGCCGAGACAAUAACUAUUGAUUUAGAACCACAGAGUUACCGCAAGUCGCAAAGAAAACAGGACCUGCCUCCACUAUUCCAGCAACAUUUCAACAUCAUCAAAUCACCUCUGCUUAGUCUAAUACAGUGACAACUAAAAGAUACCAAAAUCAAUUUAGUCCAAUCAACGUAAGCUAAAUAUGAUUUGGCUGUCCAUGGUUCUGAUUUCUGUGUGUGUGUGUGUGUGUGUGUGCGUGCGCGUUCGUGUUCGUGGAAGUAGAAAAACAUGUUGACUCACCCUACUUGCAGAGAAACGCCAAUGCCAUCUUCCUCUCUUUCAUGUUGACGAAACGGUCUCUCUGUCAUACAGUACACGCUUUUAUUUUUUGUUGUCCUAGGCUACCUGGCUAAAAUGCUUGCUCGCUAGCUUAACUUCCAUUAAUGGGCAACGUUAGGUAGUUAACAUCAGCCUUCUACAUCUAGCUACAUAUUUAACUUCCAUCCUCUCAGGCCAGGGGAACAACACUGUAUGAAUUAAUGGUUGGAUCAGAAUCGCCGUUAUAAUCAUUGGCCAGUACGGAGAAUUAAGUAAAACCACAAGUCCAAAUCCCUAUCUCCAUCCAUGGCCAAUUUAGGAAAGGGACAACACAAUGAAAUGCAACAAUUCAAGUUUUUCUGUCAAUGACGUAUGCUCUCAAUGGAAUUUGAUAGUAGGGAUGCAAUUCAAGAUGGUAUACCUUGACACUUUUUUUGGUGCUCCAGGGCCAUUCACAGUUGAACUCGCUCAGUUUAGCUCAACGCUGAUUGGCUAAUUUUGUAUACUUUUUUUGUCAAGAGUUCAGAUGCUCGCUGGCUUCCCUUGCCUUCAAUGCUACAGGGCGGCAACAAUGUCAUACUCGUUUGGACCAGACGGCAUCAGAUAGAUGGCCUACACGUAGAGAGACAGAGGGGCGCUGUUUCGCUCGCUCGGAUGCUUUCUCCUCUGAGAUACAUUCAGCCUCUUGCGAAUUGAAGGAAAAUUAUGAAACACAGAGAGAUGAAAUAAUUUUUUGUGUGUUUUUUGUCAAUUUUUUGUGUUAGCCUGGCUUCCCUUGGCAUCCACGAAUACACACCACAGGUUAUAUAAUAUAUUAAGCAUUAAUCAGUUAAAUUAGACAUUGAACUUCAACCCUGUAAGAAUCCUGGAUCUAGCUCUCUGACAGUUUUUUGUACUUAACAUUGUGUCUCCUUAUGUUAGGGGUUUCACAGGCACACAAAUCCAUAAUUAUGUAUGCGAUUUUGGAUUGCAAAAUCAAAUGCUUCUAACCGAAAGAGUCGCCUUACCUUGAUACUUAAAACCCAAAUGAUACAGUCAUUAAAGUGGUUAUUCAAUAAUUAUGCAUAAUACUUGUUGGAUAUACAUUUGGUUUCCAGCUGAUUAGUUACAUGGUAAUAUUUUCCCACAUCAUCAUCUGAUUCCAGGAAGGAAUUUUCUGAAUUACAGUGAAGUGAAGAACAGUGAAGUGAAAAAAAGGUGUUCGCAAGGAAUGUCCAGAAUAUUUUAGUGUCUCAUUCUUUACACCAGUGAAGAAAGUUGUGCCUGGAUCCAGAUUGGAUCUACAGUGAAUUCGGAAAGUGUUCAGACCCCUUGACUUUUUCCACAUUUUGUUAUGUUACAGCCUUAUUCUAAAAUGGAUUAAAUUAUUGCGACACACCCAUUGCUAUUCCUAUUAAUUAUUAUGGAUAUAAUGACAACAAAUUGCAUAGCCUAGUGGGCUUAUUCACAAUUAUCUGGUAAUGAAAUAACAUAACAAAUACAUUUUGCUUUCCAUGUUACACCUGCAAUGAAAUAGCCUACUUGAAUGUGGAGCUCAGAAAUUCAAGUAGGCUUAGUGGAAUAGGCCUACCUUGAAAAUCAGACAUUUCCUCAAUUUGGUUCUUGAAAAGUGCUUGUAAUUAUUUUAAUCAGAUCUAUAAGUUCUCCUGCUCCCUUAUAAUUAUCUGUGAUUUAAUUUUUUAUCUGUUUUUGUUAGAGAUGUAGCCACUUUCGUUUGUUUCCCCCGCUUCAAUUGAAGGGUGUUGCGCUACUCUGUUGAAGUAGAACCACGUGCGGUUAUUAUGAGGACGACAACAUCUAAUGCUGGCUUCAACUUGGCUUUCCAUACAAAUGCUUCCAUUAAAAGAGGAACAUGGUUUUUGGUCACUUUAUCAUGAUAAAAACAGCUAUGGUGAGAUUCAAUGGUGCGAUUAAUGCUACCGCUAUUCAUGGCUUUAUUGUGUGUGCCUGCGUCGGCCACAUAUAGUGAGGGGGAAAAAGUAUUUGAUCCCCUGCUGAUUUUGUACGUUUGCCCACUGACAAAGAAAUGAUCAGUCUAUGAUUUUAAUGGUAGGUUUAUUUGAACAGUGAGAGACAGAAUAACAACAACAAAAAUCCAGAAAAAUGCAUGUAAAAAAUGUUAUAAAUUGAUUUGCAUUUUAAUGAGGGAAAUAAGUAUUUGACCACUCUGCAAAACAUGACUUAGUACUUGGUGGCAAAACCCUUGUUGGCAAUCACAGAGGUCAGACGUUUCUUGUAGUUGGCCACCAGGUUUGCACACAUCUCAGGAGGGAUUUUGUCCCACUCCUCUUUGCAGAUCUUCUCCAAGUCAUUAAGGUUUCGAGGCUGAUGUUUGGCAACUCGAACCUUCAGCUCCCUCCACAGAUUUUCUAUGGGAUUAAGGUCUGGAGACUGGCUAGGCCACUCCAGGACCUUAACGUGCUUCUUCUUGAGCCACUCCUUUGUUGCCUUGGCCGUGUGUUUUGGGUCAUUGUCAUGCUGGAAUACCCAUCCACAACCCAUUUUCAAUGCCCUGGCUGAGGGAAGGCGGUUCUCACCCAAGAUUUGAUGGUACAUGGCCCCGUCCAUCGUCCCUUUGAUGCAGUGAAGUUGUCCUCUCCCCUUAGCAGAAAAACGACCCCAAAGCAUAAUGUUUCCACCUCCAUGUUUGACGGUGGGGAUGGUGUUCUUGGGGUCAUAGGCAGCAUUCCUCCUCCUCCAAACACGGCGAGUUGAGUUGAUGCCAAAGAGCUCGAUUUUGGUCUCAUCUGACCACAACACUUUCACCCAGUUCUCCUCUGAAUCAUUCAGAUGUUCAUUGGCAAACUUCAGACGGGCCUGUAUAUGUGCUUUCUUGAGCAGGGGGACCUUGCGGGCGCUGCAGGAUUUCAGUCCUUCACGGCGUAGUGUGUUACCAAUUGUUUUCAUGGUGACUAUGGUCCCAGCUGCCUUGAGAUCAUUGACAAGAUCCUGGGCUGAUUCCUCACCGUUCUCAUCAUUGCAACUCCACGAGGUGAGAUCUUGCAUGGAGCCCCAGGCCGAGGGAGAUUGACAGUUAUUUUGUGUUUCUUCCAUUUGCGAAUAAUCGCACCAACUGUUGUCACCUUCUCACCAAGCUGCUUGGCGAUGGUCUUGUAGCCCAUUCCAGCCUUGUGUAAGUCUACAAUCUUGUCGCUGACAUCCUUGGAGAGUUAAAAUGCAAAUCAAUUUAUAACAUUUUUGACAUGCGUUUUUCUGGAUUAUUUUGUUGUUAUUCUGUCUCUCACUGUUCAAAUAAACCUACCAUUAAAAGUAUAGACUGAUCAUUUCUUUGUCAGUGGGCAAAUGUACAAAAUCAGCAGGGGAUCAAAUACUUUUUUCCCUCACUGUAAGUCAUACCACAGAUUCUCAAUUGGAUUGAGGUCUGGGCUUUGACUAGGCCAUUCCAAGACAUUUAAAUGUUUCCCCUUAAACCACUCAAGUGUUGCUUUAGCAGUAUGCUUAGGGUCAUUGUCCUGCUGGAAGGUGAACCUCCAUCCCAGUCUCAAAUCUCUGGAAGACUGAAACAGGUUUCCCUCAAGAAUUUCCCUGUAUUUAGCGCCAUCCAUCAUUCCUUCAAUUCUGACCAGUUUCCCAGUCCCUGCCGAUGGAAAAACAUCCCCACAACAUGAUGCUGCCACCACCAUGCUUCACUGUGGGGAUGGUGUUCUCGGGGUGAUGAGAGGUGUUGGGUUUGCCCCAGACAUAGCGUUUUCCUUGAUGGCCAAAAAGCUCAAUUUUAGUCUCAUCUGACAAGAGUAACUUCUAACAUAUGCUUGGGGAGUCUCCCACAUGCCUUUUUGGGCGAUCAAUACAAGUGAGGGUGGGGAGCUCUAUGUCAGAAAGCUAUGAGGUAGAUAAUGGUACCCCCCAGGGAAGUGUCAUUAGUCCUUUGUUGUUCUCCAUUAUGAUUGACAAUGUAUUCUCCCAGGUGAGACCUGAUAUUGGGAGGUCACUGUUUGCGGAUGAUGGGGCACUGUGGAAGAGCUAACAUGCUAAGUAGUUGCAAAGUAGCUAAAAAGUAGUAAGUAGUUUAAAAGUUGCUAAUUAGCUAAAAUGCUAAAGUUGUCCAUGAUGAGAUUCGAACUCGCAACCUAAAGGUCUCACCUGGGAGAAUACAUUGUCAAUCAUAAUGGAGAACAACAAAGGACUAACAACAAAGGAAAUAACUCUUCUACAGCUAGAAGAGUUCAAGAAUCAAAUCAAAUCAAUUUUUAUUUGUCACAUGUGCCUUACCGUGAAAUGUUUACUUACAAGCCCUUAACCAACAAUGCAGAUCAAGAAAUAGAGUUAAGAAAAUAUUUAAACUAAAGCAAAAAAUAAAAUAAAAAGUAACACAAUAAAAUUACAUAACAAUAACGAGGCUAUAUACAGGGGGUUCCGGAACCGAGUCAAUGUGCGGGGAUACAGGUUAGUCGAGGUAAUUUGUACAUUUAGGUAGGGGUAAAGUGACUAUGCAUAGAUAAUAAACAUCGAGUAGCAGCAGUAUAAAAACAAAGGGUGGGGGGGUCAAUGUAAAUAGUCCGGGUGGCCUUUGACAUUUGAUUAAUUGUUCAGCAGUCUUAUAGCUUGGGGGUAGAAGCUGUUAAGUAGCCUUUUGGACCUAGACUUGGCGCUCUGGUACCGCUUGCCGUGCAUCAGCAGAGAGAACAGUCUAUAACUUGGGUGACUGGAGUCUUUGACAAUUUUUUGGGCCUUCCUCUGACACGCCUGGUAUAUAGGUCCUGGAUGGCAGAAAGCUUGGCCCCAGUGAGGUAUUGGGCCGUAUGCACUACCCUCUGUAGCGCCUUGCGGUCGGAUGCCGAGCAGUUGCCAUACCAGGCGGUGAAGCAACCGGUCAGGAUGCUCUCGAUGGUGCAGCUGUAGAACUUUUUGAGGAUCUGGGGACCCAUGCCAAAUCUUUUCAGUCUCCUGAGGGGGAAAAGGUGUUGUCAUGUCCUCUUCAUGACUGUCUUGGUGUGUUUGGACCAUGAUAGUUUGUUGGUGAUGUGGACACCAAGGAACUUGAAACUCUCUACCCGCUCCACUACAGCCCCGUCAAUGUUAAUGGGGGCCUGUUCGGCCCUCCUUUUUCUGUAGUCCUCGAUCAUCUCAUUUGUCUUGCUCGCAUUGAGGGAGAGGUUGUUGUCCUGGCACCACACUGCCAGGUCUCUGACCUCCUCCCUAUAGGCUGUCUCAUCGUUGUCGGUGAUCAGGCGUACCACUGUUGUGUCGUCUGCAAACUUAAUGAUGGUGUUGGAGUCGUGCUUGGCCACGCAUUCGUGGGUGAACAGGGAGUACAGGAGGGGACUAAGCACGCACCCCUGAGGGGCCCCGGUGUUGAGGAUCAGCGUGGCAGAUGUAGUGUUGCCUACCCUUACCACCUGGGGGUGGCCCGUCAGGAAGUCCAGGAUCCAGUUGCAGAGGGAGGUGUUUAGUCCCAGGGUCUUUAGCUUAGUGAUGAACUUUGUGGGCACUAUGGUGUUGAACGCUGAGCUGUAGUCAAUGAACAGCAUUCUCACAUAGGUGUUCCUUUUGUCCAGGUGGGAAAGGGCAGUGUGUUGAGAUUGCGUCAUCUGUGGAUCUGUUGGGGCGAAUUGGAGUGGGUCUAGGGUUUCCAGGAUGAUGGUGUUGAUGUGAGCCAUGCCCAGCCUUUCAAAGCACUUCAUGGCUACCGACGUGAGUGCUACGGGGCGGUAGUCAUUUAGGCAGGUUACCUUCGCAUUCUUGGGCACAGUGACUAUGGUGGUCUGCUUGAAACAUGUAGGUAUUACAGACUCGGUCAGGGAGAGGUUGAAAAUGUCAGUGAAGACACUUGCCAGUUGGUCCACGCAUGCUUUGAGUACACGUCCUGGUAAUCCAUCCUGGUAAAGUAGCCACACCUGCGGAGUGCGUUAUAUGACUGAAGAGGGUAUGUCUGAAACUGAGACCAGGUUGAGGGCCUGAGGGUGAUCUCCACAGCACAGAGAGGAGAGCCUGCUGUGGCUGUGUGGGAGGGAGAUAAUGGAGUCAGGGAGGUAGAGGGCUGAGGGGUGAGAUGAUGCUGGAGGAACCCUGGGGCAACAAAACACUCUGCAUUGGAAUCCGUUUUAACAGAUGGGAUUUAUUUCUGGAUUAACAGAAUUUCUGACCUUUUGACAUCAGUAAUACUAUUCCUUAUCUUAUCCUGUAGAUAAGAUACUAUUCCUUCUUUUUUGUAGCUUGUCUUUGAACUGGACUGUAGCAUUUUAUCAUGAUUUUCUAUGUUUUUUACCAGUAUUUCUCAUCCCGUUCCCUAGCAGAGACUGGCAUGUUACAAAACUACUCAAAUUGAACCAAGUGCUUAAAAAGGCAACUUGGCAAACUAACUGGAACACUAGUGAACAGUAUUCGAUAGACCAUGACUGUUCUACAGGGAUCUGCUUAAAAGCCAGGAGCAGAAUCCAUCCAGCCAGCCUGGACCUCCAGAAGAUCCACACCAGCCAGAUACCCUCCACUACAGUAGAUCCUUCCUCCCACCCCCUGCAGCUAGGACAAAGAGGACAGACUAAAUUACCACUGAACAACCCCUACAAGUACAUGUGUGAGUGAAAUUCAAGUGAAUCUCCAUCUCUCCCUCAGAUUCAACACAUUCGCAGACACACUCAUUCACUCACUCACUCAAACACACAUACUUGCCAUGCAAGGUAUGCACGUUCCGGGUUCUGAAAUGAGCUACAAUUUCUCCCUGCAGAUCUUAUUAUGGGGGUGCAUUCAGAAUGUACUAUUAUCUUAGACCUGCUCCCCUCUGUACUUUUCUGAGGAAUGGAGAAAAUUUCCUGUUAAUGAACUCGGCAAAUACAACCUACACACACGCAAAACUUUUCAUAUGAAUCUAGUUUAAAUAUUAAUGUCCUAGUAUUUCAGCAGUAUUUAGGACUAGAGGAAGUUAUUGUAUCUCAGGGGGUUGUGGCGAUGCUCUUCCGGUAGCUGGAGAAAGUGGAAGAGAAAACGGUAGAGGAGAGAAGCCCUAGAUAUCAGGAAGUGGGCUUGUGUAUCGCUGGCAGGCACUGACAAAGCAUUAGUGGAGUGUGUGUUGUGUGAGUGUCUGUAAGCUUUGGCUGACUGCUAUGAAAGCACACCUACACAGAGCUCCCCAAGGGUGAUACAGAGCACAGAAUGGGUCAACACACCAGCUCUCAUCUCACAUGACUUCCAAAGUCAUUUUAUUUUAGCAUGACAUUUAUCCCCACAAUAUUGACAUCAAUCAUCAGUUAAAUAAAAAAGGAUAGAAAAUAAAUAAAAAUGCUAUAAAAUACAAUCUAUUUAAAAUAUGCUGUAACCGAUCUAUAAACAUUUCACCAUAGCAGUUCUUCUCACAUGCGAGACUCAAGGACUUUGAUUAUAUCAACCAGUCCAAAAUAUAUGUUCUUAAAGUUGACCAAUAACUUAAUAAUGCAUGUCUGCAAAUGUGUAAAUACCAGCAGGCCAAUACAUUUGCUUGUCAAAAUAUGUGAAAUGUGUAAUAACAAGAGAAAGAGAUUUAUCUUUUUUCCACUGAUAAAGACUUGGCGGAGAAACAAACCCUAAAAAUCAAUAGAGCCUCCAUGGAGAGAAUGAAAACAAAAUUAUCUUAUGUCUUGCCAAUAGCAAGACAAUAGAGACAUGUUGAGAAGGUCAAAUAGCUUUGGGUUAAGUGUUUCGUCUUCUUCUUCUUCAGAAAGAUGGGAACACACAGUACUGCAGGGUUGGUAAUCCCUCUGUAGGUAACCCAGCGUGCAAAUAGAAUAAAGUGGCUGACUAAUAUUACCUGCCAUCCCUUCUCCCACUUGUUAUGUAGUGUGUGUGUUUGCUGAUUGAUGCAUGGGCUUUCUGCUUACAUCCAAAGAACAACCACAAUAUUAGGAGUUUGGCCUUUCAACAAUUGUCUAUAUUGGUAUUAAGAUCUUGUAAGCUGUUGGUGACUAUUGCUAAGCUAAAGCUCAAUAGUUAUCAAAACCUUGAAGACUACUACAAAAGAGUCUGUGCUGGAUUGUUGAUGUGUUGUCUAUCUUGGGGUUUUAUUAGCUGCUGAAAAAAUGCUAGAGCCCACUGAUUAUGGAGAAGAGUAGGAAACUCAAAGAACAAACAGUAGGAAAAAGUUUAAUAAAAAAGUGUUUAAAGGCCCAGUGCAGUCAAAAAUGUGAUUAUCCUGUGUUUUAUAUACAGUGCAUUCGGAAAAUAUUCAGACCCCUUGACUUUUUCCACAUUUUAAUACGUUACAGCCUUAUUCUAAAAUGUAUUUUUUAAAAAAAAAAUCCUAAUUCAUCUACACACAAUACCCCAUAAUGACAAAGUGAAAACAGGUUUUUAGACAUUUUUACAAAUGUAUUAAAAAAUACUACAGAUCUGGCCACAUUGAAGGUCCCCAAGAACACAGUGGCCUCCAUCAUUCUUAAAUGGAAGACGUUUGGAACCACCAAGACUCUUCCUAGAGCUGGCCGCCCGGCCAAACUGAGCAAUCGGGGGAGAAGGGCCUGGGUCAGGGAGGUGACCAAGAUCCCGAUUUUCACUCUGACAGAGCUCCAGAGUUCCACUGUGGAGAUGGGAGAACCUUCCAGAAGGCCAACCAUCUCUGCAGCACUCCACCAAUCAAGCCUUUAUGGUAGAGUGGCCAGACGGAAGCCGCACCUCAGUAAAAGGCACAUGACAGCCCGCUUGGAGUUUACCAAAAGGCACCUAAAGACUCUCAGACCAUGAGAAACAAGAUUCUCUGGUCUGAUGAAACCAAGAUUGAACUCUUUGGCCUGAAUGCCAAGCGUCACGUCUGGAGGAAACCUGGCACCAUCCCUACAAUGAAGCAUGGUGGUGGCAGCAUCAUGCUGGGGGAUGUUUUUCAGCAGCAGGGACUGGGAGACUAGUCAGGAUCGAGGGAAAGAUGAACGGAGCAAAGUACAGAGAUCCUUGAUGAAAACUUGCUCCAGAGUGCUCAGGACCUCUGACUGGGGCGAAGGUUUACCUUCCAACAGGCCAACGACCCUAAGCACACAGCCAAGACAACGCAGGAGUGGCUUCGGGACAAGUCUCUGAAUGUCCUUGAGUGGCCCAGCCAGAGCCCGGACUUGAACCCGAUCAAACAUCUCUGGAGACACCUGAAAAUAGCUGUGCAGCGACGCUCCCAUCCAACCUGAAGAAUGGGAGAAACUCCCCAAAUACAGGUGGGCCAAGCUUGUAAUGUCAUACUCAAGAAGACUUGAGGCUGUAAUCGCUGCUAAAGGUGCUUCAACAAAGUACUGAGUAAAGGGUCUGAAUACUUAGAAAACUGAAAUAUCACAUUUAUAUAUUUUUAAUAAAUUUGCAAAAAUAUCUAAAAACCUGUUUUCGCUUUGUCAUUUUGGGGUAUUGUGUGUAGAUUGAGGGGAAAAAAACAAUAUAAUCCAUUUUAGAAUAAGGCUGCAACGUAACAAAAUGUGGAAAAAGUCAAGGGAUCUGAAUACUUUCCGAAGGCACUGUAUAUUUCCACACUACGAGGUUGGAAUAAUACUGUGAAAUCGUAAAAAAGGUUGAUAAUGCCUUUUAGUGUAAGAGCUGUUUGAAAAGACACUGUUUUGUUGGGAUGGAGCUUUGGCCUGCCUGGUGACUUCACCAGGCAAUAAGAUAGAGAGUUCCAAACCUCUCUGCCAAUAACAGCUAGUUUUCAGUUUUCCCCUCCCCACUCAGACCACUCCCAAACAGUCCUAGCAACAUUCUUGCUUGAGAAAUUGUUCUCGCUAAGAAGCUAUUCCGUUUUUUUUUUUAAACCAUUUGAUUGAAAACAAUCACAGUAAGGUACUCAAUUGUUACACAGAAAUGAUUUGAUAUUGAGAAGAAAAAAAAUUCUGCAUUGGUCCUUUUAACCCUUUACACUCUUGGGACUAUGGAUAGUGCUAAAUUGAAAUGUUUCUUACAGAAGAAAUAUGAAAAGAAUAUGCACAACCAUGGAAGCAAUUGAAAGGGAACGGUUUGGAGAUUAUAUUAAAGUAUAAUACCAAACGCGAGGACACAACAGUUCACCUGACACAAGACUGAAUCCAAACAUUACACUUUUGAUUAGUGCUGAGCUAUUAAACAAAAUGUCAGUUAUUUUCUGGUUUUUAAACAACUAAUUGCCUGAAGUCGGUUCAAUUAUUUCAAUUGCAUUUUGUUCGUUUAUUUUGUUCUGUGAACUCGAUGCGCACAUCACUCAGUUUCUCUAGAGAUAAAUCAUAUCCAGCCUGAACUGUGUGAUGUAGUAGGGAGUUGUGGUUUCCAAUUGGCCCAAUAUUCUACAUAGUUUAUCGCAUAAAACAUGGUAAUUAACUACAAUGACCAUAAUCCAUUGCGCAUCUACUUGUCCGGUCUGUUUCUCUUUUACGACUUCUACGAAAGAGAGAAGAAUGCGCGAUCCUGAGGUGAUAUAGCGAGCAGCUGUUGCUUCGCGAGGUAUCUCUACCUGAAAAUACAUGGUCUAAGUGAUUGAUAAUUGAUAUUCAGCAGUCAUAAAAGUAUGCGUUAUUUACUUUGAAGAACUAGAAAAGAGUGAUUUUUUUUAGACAGCAUAGGCAGCAGCUUUACAGAGAUAAGAUGAUGACUUGGAAUGAAAUAAUAAAGUAAUCUAAUAAAACAAAUGUAAUAUACACAACAACUGAAUUAUUUUAUUAUAGUAAUGUGAAUAAAUGUUGGUUCAUAAGUGAUAAAACAGUAAUGGCAGUCAAUACCAUCAUGGGUCUUUUAUUAAUUGUUUUAUUCUAUGUUGUUACAGCGUUCAACCCACAUAAUGCUUAGAGCAUUUAAUGUAAAAAAAUAUAUAAUCGAAACUGACAUCCAAAACCGUGAUUAUUUUUUUUAUAAUCAAAAAGCACUAAUCGAUUAGCACUACUGUUGAUUUUAUGUGCAUUUGACAUUUUACUGUACUUUUCGCUACAUUUGUUGAUAACGAAAUCUGAAAAUACUCUGGAUCAGUAACAUAGGAAUAUUCCUGGAAAAUGUUGUAGGUGCAACAUAAGACAAAACAAUUAUAAGGGUUAGAGUGAGAGGACUAACUGGUGUCUCCAAGUGGCCACACACCUCUCCAAAGCGUGCACAUUUCCUAAGUAAUUUCAAUACACUUGUAUGACUCAAAGAAGAGUCUUCAACUAUAAGGUGCUUUUUUCAGCUCUCCUAGCUGUGCCGUUGAGGAACUACAGCAAGCACGCUAGAAGUGUGGAACACAACCCUGCAUCCCCGCCAUCACACAAUUACUGUUGUUUACGCAAUCCAAAAACGGUCCAUUAUAAAUCGCAAUCUGGGUCAGGUAGGCAUAAUUUGAAAGCUUGUUCUAUUGCCAACAUUACUAGCUAAGUUAUAAAAUACGAUAUUACAGUGUUAGGCUUUCAAAAUGCAAUUCAGGGAAACAGAUCGUAAUUUUUGUGCGAUUAGAAAGGAGUCAUGAGUGCAUUCAGCUGCGUUUCUUCCCAGUAGACAAACAUAUGCACAUUCUGUUCAGAAUAACCCAGUGUAUGACGCCAUGUUAUCUUGUAACUACCUCAAACAGAGAUUAUAAACGGAAAUGUGAAGUACACAUUUGGACUCAUGGGUGUUUGGCUUGCUUGUAUGACAUCAAAACAGUAUUUAGUUAUAAUCCUCAACGUCUCAUCUUUGAAAAUACAUAGUCUUCUUAAUUUAGAGCAUUUCCCUAACUCAGUCAACAAAAAAAGUUGCCCGGGGGGGGCGCAACUUCUUAUCGUGUGCGGUGCUCAAGUUAAGAACGGCUGUCACUCAAAACCCAUACAGCGCUGUGAAGCACAGAGGCCAAGGUCUGACGUCAUGUAUAGCAUAUGUUACUGUACAGCCACUGCGUUCAAAUGUAGGCAUUUAUCAGUGCCCAGAUCUGCAAUUUUCAACCCGUAUACGGAUAUGAGUGUAAAGGGCAACCAUAGAGAGAAUCUAAUUUACAAAUCCAAGCUUUCACUUUUUCUCGUACAUUAAAGAAAACCCUGUUGUGGUCUCCAUCCAAUCAUAAACUGUGUUGGGAGCCUAUUCAGCUCUUGUCUACAAAGUCACUACCACACAGGCACACGCAUACACACACACUGAUAUGGACAUCUCUUCCCAUGUCUGCUUAAAGGAAAACUCCACCCAAAAACUAAGCCAUUGUUGAUAUAGUCCCAAAAGGUUUUGCAUGUCACAGAAAUCAAGUUUUCAAGAUAUGCAACUUUCAAAAUACAGAAAUCUGGCCCCUAUGAUGCAAGGCUAAGGGCCUUUCUACAACAAACUAAAGGUCAAUGGGAAACAUUAGCGAAAACAUUGGAUCCCCAACUCAAUUCGAAAACUGUAGUUUACCUUUACCUAGAACCUUGGGCCAGGGCAAAUAGUCGUAUUCAAGUGUUUAACAGCCAAAAAAAUAUAUAGUAAUUAUAAAACAAAAACAUUUUCAGUUGAUUAAUGCUUGUGGGUGAAUCAGUGGACCAGGAGGUGCUUGCUGGCCUGAACCAUUACAUCCCUGGAUCAGCAUCUCUGUGUAUCAGCCAGGGACAAUGCCUGAACCAGACCCAAACUACAGACCCAUGAGCUCUGGUAGAGGGAGGGGCUGGAGAGCCCAAACCCUCUGAAGAGAGUUUCCCCCAGACGUAGGGGUCAGAGAAGGGGCUAGAGAGAGCUCUGCGUCCUGAUAAAGGCUGUCCUCUCACUGUGGCAGUUCAGCUCUUCACUGUCGGAAUCAGAGCCCCCCAGUGUUACCUGGUCCUCGUCCCCCCACACGGUGGGGAUCCCCUUAUAGGAUACCCUGCCCUGCCUCUCCCAGCCCAGCCCCAGGCCGAAGCCCCCCGAGGCCCAUCCCCCCGUCUCCACAGAGUGCAGUUUGGUCCUCCGGGCCCAGGGGGCGCCACCAGAGCGCAGCUGCAGCAGAAGGAAGACCCCGGCGAAGGCUGCCAGGAUGAAGGCACAGCUGAGCAUCGCCAGGAGGGUGGCCAGAGGGGAGGACAGGGCCAGGCUAGGCCCUGGAGGUUCCCCCCCUCCCCCCCCUCCCCCCUGUUCUAACCCCACUGGGCUCUCCCCUGGUCCACCCAUCUCUCCCUGGAGGAUGGGGCCAGUGGGGGACUUGCGCUGGACCUGGUUCUGGUGCAGGCAGGCGGUGAGGACCAGGUGGCUGUGAGGGGAGCAAGAGAGGCAAUCGCUGGGCCCGGGUCCGGAACAGGUGAGGCAAGCAGGGUGGCAUGGCAGGCAGGACUGGGCCGAGGACAAGUCCACCCAAUUGUCCAGGGACAUGUUGAGGAGCUGGGGGCCUGCAGUGAAGCCGGGGGGGCAGAGCUUCACACAACCCUGCAGGAACAGGGAGAAGCCUGGGCUGCAUUCUGGAAAGGGGGAGAGAGGGGAAGAGGGAAAGAGCGAGAGGAAGAGAUGAGUGAGAGAAAGAGAAAGUGA